CACACUACACGUGCUUCUCUUUACUUGCGCCUGCGCGACACCUCCGGGAAAACGGGCCUUAAUCUUUGAUGUGUGUGACCUACGCAGUUCAGUUAGCAAUAUGGCCCACCACGUGCAUAUUCCAUCUCGUGUGUAUUAACUGAGUCGAUCUUUUUACAUUACAAGAAUUACAACAAAGAAUACUACGUAUAGCUGUUAUAAUACACGAGCAAGAUCGUGUAAUAAAUUUAUAUCAAAACUAAGGUGUAUACCAAUUCUUUCACUUGUACGCACGAUACAAGCCAGGAAAGAAGAACACGUGCCCACUUGCACGAUUGCACAAGUAUCAACACAUCCAUUACAACAUAGUUAAUUGUUUAUUAUAGUGUACAAAAUACAUUUCUUACGGAAAGUACACUAGAAGCAAUUUUAAAUUUUUAUUUUUUAGAAAAAGAAAUUCUGAAGUAUUAAAAAAAUGAGUUUGGCUAUCGUAAAGUUUGUUUUUACAAUUGUCAUUUUCGUUUAUUGGACCACACUUUCAAUAGCGGAUGUACCAUUGACCAUAGAAGACUACGUGAACGAAUCGCUUCAACUUCAGUGUAAAGAUGAGAUUUCUUUAAACUUUUCAAACGCUGUGAUUUCUAAGAUUAACCAAGAUUUCAUUAGUAGUCCAAUAAUCACUUGCCUUAAUCUCAUAGGCAAUAAUAUUAUGAAUAUUGGGAAAGGCGCUUUUAAUAAAGUUCCCAAUUUAACACAUUUGUUUUUAUCUAAUAAUAAACUUGAUGAACUCUUUAAUUUUGGUACACACGAUAAGCUACAAGUGCUUAUUAUAAAUGAAGCAAGAAACAUAGACAUAAACUUUGGCAUCUCAUUGUCAGAUUAUUGUUUAUACAGGUAUUCUAAAACAAUUCACAUUUUUGGCGAAUAUCCUAAUUUAGAAAUUUUGUCUCUUCGUUUAAAUUGUAUUAGCGAAUUACAAUUUUCUCCAUUAAUGGAACAAGAAACCUCACAUUUUGAAAAGCAUUACGAUAUAAUUUCAAAAGUUCUAUUUCCCAAGUUAAAGAUACUGGAUCUCUCCGAAAACACUAUAAAAAGGACCAAUUUUAUAAAUUUAAUAUCGAAUAACUUAUAUUUUCUCGAUCUUCAUAAUAAUUUGAUUGACUCUUUGAAUUUAUAUGAAAAAGGGAACAAUUUGUUUGCACUAAACUUAAAUAAUAAUAAUUUUAAUUCUAUUAGUCAUCAGAACAAUCCGUGUCUAUCGAUGGUUGGUUUAAAAAAUCUGCAUUAUCUUUCUGUUUUCAACAACAAGGUUAAAGUCAUUGAUUCAAAUGCUUUUCAAGACAACGGCAAAUUGCUCUACUUAAACUUAUCUUCAAAUUACAUAAAUUAUAUAUAUCCGGACACAUUUGCAAAUUUACAAUACUUAAAAACGCUUGAUUUGAGUAUUAACGAACUUGAGAAUGUUCCACAAAUAUCAAAGGAAAUAGAACUCAACAGUUUGUAUAUUAAUUACAAUAACAUAACAAAACUAUUUUCACAUUCCUUCGUGCAAAUGCCAAAAUUGACGACAUUGUUAUUAGGACAGAAUAACAUUGAUGAGAUUGAUGUUAAUGCAUUUGCUGAUCUUUCUAACCUAGAAGAAUUAGAUCUCUCAAAAAAUAUGUUGCGUUUUCUGCCUCAAAACUGGGCAGAUUCUCUUGUGUCAAUAAAAUAUUUGGAUUUAAGUUCUAAUUACUUUAUUUCACUGGAGCAUUUAUCGUUGUCAAAUGCAUCACCAUUGACAGAAGUAUAUUUAACGAUGAAUCCAUUAGAAUAUUUAAAUGUUGCAUAUUUUAAGAAUUUACCGCAAAAUCUUACUAUUAACUUAAUAGAUAAGUCAAAGUUUGCAAAAUAUUAUAAAUACAAAUUCCAAAAAAUAUAAUUAUUAAAAACAAAU
Messenger RNA from Monomorium pharaonis (pharaoh ant), 1915 nucleotides. RefSeq names its product leucine-rich repeat-containing G-protein coupled receptor 5-like. The record is from RefSeq and is a predicted model, not a curated record. Lineage: Eukaryota; Metazoa; Arthropoda; Insecta; Hymenoptera; Formicidae. Gene Ontology annotation, cellular component: extracellular matrix. The transcript is spliced from 3 exons. Gene Ontology annotation, molecular function: protein binding. Bases 455 to 1900 code for a protein of 481 amino acids.